UCGGGCGUAAGCAGCCCCGAAUUCAAGUCGUGCGCGUCUGCGCCUUUCCGCGGAAGGAGGAAGCCUUUGGGGCCGUGCCACGCAGGGCAGCGUCAGCCCGGAUCCCCACCUCCGCAGGGCGGGGGCGAACGCUUGGUUGGCCCAUCGCCCCCGGGGGAGGCGAGGCGAGGCAAGCGAGCGGGAGGGCCUUUCCUGGGCUUGCCUUCCUUCCUUCCUCCCUCCUGCCGCUGGCGAGAGAGCUUUCUGCUGCCGCGUCUCCCUGCCUUCUGCUGCUGCUUGCGGAGCGAGCGGGGCAGAGACCUCUCUUCCCAGCGCGGGAGGAGCCGGCUGUCCUCCUUCUCCGCCGCGCCUUCCCAGCCCAGACGAACCCUUCUCUGAAGGAAGAUGGCGGCUAUUGGCGAUCUGCCUGAGGAAAUAAUUGUGGAGGUUCUGUCUCAGGUCCCCUCGUGGGACGUGGUUUGCAGCUGCCGUUUCGUCUGCUCGCAGUGGCGGGACGUGGCUGAUUCCUUGAACGCUCAGUGGAAGCUCAAAUGUAAACAGGAGGCCUUUGCCAUGCCGGAUUGCGCUAUCCAAGACUGGAAGGCGUUCUACUUUCUCAGUAGCGCAAAGAGGAACUUAAUACAGAACGCUUGCGGCAAAGAGGGCUUGAACUUCUGGGGCAUUGGUCCACAUCAAAACGACGCUUGGGACACAGGGCCGCUGUCUGGAUUUCCCCUGGAGCAUGUGACCUCUGGCUUCGGCGCAUUUAGUGGGCCUGACCCCAAAAGCCAGCUCAUCACCUUAAAGGAUCACGGCUACUCAGAUGAGUUGAUGGACCACAUCAAACCAGCUAUUGUGGUGAAGGACUGGACUGACGUUUUCGACCCUUAUAUAUACACGCUGAACGUGCAGCUCUUGUCUGCAGAUCAUCAAGUCCUGUGUCAAUGUCACACCGAAAACGUGGACGUCGUUGAGGACAAGGAGGAAAUCUGGAGCGAGGUGUCGUACACUUUCUGGAACUACCCUUCCGGGGUCCGCCACGUCCUUUUCCAACACGGCGUCAGUGGCGUGGACUCCGGCUCCCUAACCAACAGCAGCGUUACUGUUGGGCCAAACUUUCCGACGUUAGGUUCUAGGUGCGGAGGAACAUUUCAAGGGAAAACCGAUACCGGUAUAGCAGGGAAAUAAUUUUCCAAAGAUUACCCUGAUAUGAGCCAUGUUUAUGUCCCCCACUCCACGAUGAGAUCUGAUGUAAUCUGACAGUCUGCAGCCUUCAAGACUGAUGUCAUUAAAUCCCUCAUGUACGGGGUUAAGAGGCAAUCAUUGGUAGAGAGACAAUGACCCGGUUCACACAACACAACAAGCCAGAGGACGGGUUGAGUAUGGGUUGAAUUGUGGCUUGUCAUCGAAUCUUUGGGCUGUUGUAUUGUGUGAACCCAGCUGCGCCAACAGGCCAUGGUUUGUUAACCGUGAACAACCUAUAAAGCGAACCCAAGCUCCUCCCCUUCCUUUUCCUCCUCGUUGUCUCUGACUUCCACCAUUGCUGGGAGCGUGUCCGUUUGCUCUCUUGCUCCUGCUGAUAUAAUGGAACACUAAACGGACUGAACAAACUCUUUUGAAACUCUUUGCUGUACCUGCAUUGUAUAUGUAAGAAGCUUUGUGAGUAAAAUUGUUUUCUUCCCAGAAGAA
This is a messenger RNA of Elgaria multicarinata webbii, 1668 nucleotides long. Its product is annotated as F-box only protein 44-like. Gene Ontology annotation, cellular component: cytoplasm; SCF ubiquitin ligase complex. Gene Ontology annotation, molecular function: protein binding; ubiquitin protein ligase activity. The transcript is spliced from 6 exons. The record is from RefSeq and is a predicted model, not a curated record. Bases 385 to 1167 code for a protein of 260 amino acids. Lineage: Eukaryota; Metazoa; Chordata; Lepidosauria; Squamata; Anguidae. Gene Ontology annotation, biological process: SCF-dependent proteasomal ubiquitin-dependent protein catabolic process; glycoprotein catabolic process.